Messenger RNA from Saccoglossus kowalevskii, 1821 nucleotides. RefSeq lists its product as uncharacterized. The record is from RefSeq and is a predicted model, not a curated record. Gene Ontology annotation, biological process: protein phosphorylation. Gene Ontology annotation, molecular function: protein kinase activity; ATP binding. NCBI's taxonomy places the organism in Eukaryota, Metazoa, Hemichordata, Enteropneusta, Harrimaniidae.
CUAACAGAAUAUCUUUGUGAAGGUGACUUGGGAACAUAUCUAUUAUCAAAACGGUGUACAAGUGUGGAUCAGAUGAAACACUUUGCCAUGCAGAUCAGUAGUGGAUUAUAUGAAUUACAUGAGAAUGACUUCAUCCACCGUGAUCUGAGACUGCAGCAUGUCUAUGUCGGCUCAACUCAAGAGGGCGCUAUUCAGGUUAAGAUUGGUAGAUUAUGCCGUAUCAAACAAAUACCAGUAGGAUGUAUGACACAUUUCUGUCAAAUGGAACAAGAUUCCCUACAUUGGUCUGCACCUGAAGUGAUUUCUUAUGGUGCGUACUCCAAAGCCAGUGAUGUCUACAGUUUAGGAUGUGUACUAUGGCAACUAUAUCUACAUUAUGAUGCGGCCAAAGAGACACCAAUGCUUAGAUUGAUACCCUACUGUACAGUCACACACAGUAAGGUCCUAGAAAGUAUAAAACAGCGCAAGUUUCCUGGACGACCACCGUCUUGUCCUAUGUGGAUGUACGCUCUUAUACGAAAGUGCUGGUCAUUAUCACCUCAACAUAGACCUGAUGUAGCGUCCAUUAUGAGGGAUAUUGUCCAGGAAUAUACAAAUGGUGACAAUCUUCAAUCUCACAGUAAUCUGAACGAGGAUCACAUUGCUCAUUACAAUCGUCCAUUGCCAUUGUUACCUGAAUCAAUGUCUGAUAAAAAAUCUGAACCAAUCUAUGAGACAAUACCAGCUAACAACUGUGAAGAAAGACUUCUUUCUACAGAAUCUAUCCCGAUGUCUUGGAUUUGUGCUGAAGCUUCACCAAGCAGCCAUGAUAACCAAUAUUUGUUGCCAUGUGAACCACAUUAUAACACUGUACCAUGCAGACCUGCACCAUUACCAGGUAAAAUCACCAGGGCUCAAAGUUUACGAUUAAGAAUGAGAAUGAGAAGAAUGGCAGAGAGAGCCGUCAAUCACCCCAGUGAGGAGGAACAUUAUCAAAUCCCAAGACAAUUUAGUAUCCAACGGACAACAUCAAAUGAAACAGGUAUCAUUGAUGCUGGACAGAUUAACCCCAAGCCACCAGGUGAUGCACCAAGACGUCCUUACAAGUCUUCACAGUCCAGGGAUCUACAGAGAGAGUGCAUACAAAUGAUGAAAAAGUAUGCACCACUGCCAUCACCACCUGAGAUUCAAGACACUGAUAAUCCAUGUAGUGUACCUGCACACUCCAGGGAAUUUGCAAGGAGUGUUUAUCAAAACUACCAACCUCAUUAUGAGAAUUUACCCUUUCAGAAUGAAUGGAUGAACUACAAUCAGCCAAUCAACCAAUCACAAAUCAGUAAUGAACAACCACAUAUAAUCAGCUGUGUUGCCCAUGAUAAAACAUUCAUACGACGCCAUUCAUAUGAUGGUGCAAGUUUAGCACAUACAGGCUACCAUAAAGGGCAUUUAUAUUACGAUAUGGAAAUGUCAUCAGCUACACCUAAAGUUUUCAACAGAAGUUAUAGUUACGAUGCAGUGACAUCAUCAGAUAUUGCACAAGAUACAGUGACAUCAUCAGAUAUAACACAAGAUAUAGUGACAUCAUCCAAUACAACACAUGAUCAUUUCUGUAAUGUUACUAAUGCAGAGGCACCUGUGUCUAUUGCUAAAAUAAAUCAUCUUCCACCACAAUCCCCUUCAAAGUCAACAUCUCAGAGUUCAUCAAAGCACAGGUCAUCAUCAUCUGCCCCUACAAAAUUGAAAACUGGAUUUUUACCAUCACCCAGUGCUCUCAGGCGGUCACUGCGAAAGUCAUUGCAAAGAUCGCGAUCACGAACAAAUUCUGAAAGUAACACAAAAUAA